AUGGCUAGCAAAGUGGAAAAUAAUUACAAAGUGAAUCCUGAAAAGGUCCGCCUAGAAACCGAUCAGGGUAUCGUGGAAAGUGAAGAAAGAAAAUGGGGAAUGCCUUUGAAAGAUGUGUACAAACACGGACUAGCGUUUUACAAAGAUAAGGAAGGCAAAGCUUUACACUUAAGCUAUGAAGAUAGAUUAAAACUGGUUGCAUACACCCAACAAACAUCGCACGGCCCUUUGGAUGUGAAUUCUGCUCCCCCAUUAGGGGUUUUAGAUGUUAUUGGACGAGAUAGGAGAGCAGCAUGGCAGGCAUUAGGACAAAUGUCUCAGGUUCAAGCAAUGGUUGGUUUUGUCCACACAUUAGACAGGCUGUGCCCUCUUUUCAAACCAUAUUUGGAGGCAAUUCAAAAGGAUAUGGAAGAGAAGAAAAUGCAAGAAAUGAAGAAGGAAGAAGAAGAGAAAGCACAUUUGGAGUUACAGAACAGAAUAAUGUUGGAAAAACAGAAACAGCAAAGUAAUAAGCUUACAGAGGAGCAGCAAGUGCAAAGAAUAAAGGAUGCUCUCAAUGCGCAGACAUAUGAACAGUUCCUACAGUAUGCUCAGCAACAGUACCCCGGCAACUUUGACCAGCAGGCUAUCCUCAUUCGUCAGCUGCAAGACAAGCACUACCAGCAAUACAUACAGCAGUUGGCUGUAGAUCAGAGGCUUGCUAACUCUAACAUAAACAUUGCCGAAGACAAAGAGAAUGACAAUACAAAUAAUGUCAAGGAGAAGACUAAUGAGGAAUCUGAUACUGAUUGCAAUUUAAAUGAAGCUGAGCCAGCUCCACCUAUGGAUAAGUCAAUGCAGACUUUGGAGAAAACGGACAACAACGAAUACAUCGAAGAGGUCAGGGUCGAUGACAAUACUGAUGAUGAUGAAGGUUACCUCAAUGUGGAGGAGGUUCGCAUGUGGACUCGAGGUGAUAUAGCGAAGUUCAAGAGCUCAGCUAAGCAGGGUGGUGGCAAGCUUACCGUCGGUCAUGGAGAGACCAUUACCGUACGAGUACCCACGCACCCUAAGGCCAGGUGCCUCUGCUGGGAAUUCGCUACUGAUAACUACGAUAUAGGUUUCGGAAUAUACUUUGAAUGGACCAAGUCACCCACCACUGAGGUUACUGUGCACGUCGCCGAGAGUGAUGAAGACGACGAGGAAGAUGCUGACGACGACGAAUAUCCCGUUGGGGAUGGUUCGUUCCACGAAUAUACUAUACACGGCACUCGGGCUGACCUCGAGCUUGGUGGUGAAAAGCGUCCAGAAAAACCAUCCGUCGGAUCUACGCGCCCACUCACCAGUCUUGUAGUACCUGUAUACCGUCGGGAUUGUCACACUGAGGUAUACGCCGGAUCUCACACAUACCCUGGCGAAGGAGUAUACUUAUUAAAGUUCGACAACACUUACAGUUUAUGGCGAUCCAAAACCCUCUACUACAAAGUUUACUACACACAGUAA
Molecule: messenger RNA, 1482 nt
Organism: Spodoptera littoralis (African cotton leafworm)
Lineage: Eukaryota; Metazoa; Arthropoda; Insecta; Lepidoptera; Noctuidae
Source: the annotation of a GenBank genome assembly